AUGUCUGUAAUUGCAAUUCACAGUGAUAGUGAAUUCAAUUCGAAAUUCAAUGCGAAUAAAUCCAAAGCUGUUUUCGUGGAUUUCACCGCUUCCUGGUGCGGACCGUGUCAAUACAUCGCUCCAAUCUUUGCCGAACUAGCCGGACAAUAUCGAGGAGCUGUUUUUCUCAAAGUAGAUGUUGAUGAAUGCAGUGGAACUUCUUCGCAGUAUGGUGUUCGGGCUAUGCCGACUUUUAUGGCUUUUGUGAAUGGGUGAGAUUUAUUUUAAAAUAAAUUUUCAAUCAAAAUGAUGAGCGUGGACUGAAUUCGGAUAAAUAAAUGAUUUUUUCUCAUUUUAGGCAACACAAGGAAACCCUACAAGGCGCAAAUGAAAGUGGAUUGCGAGCAAUGGUAAAGAAAUACGGCUCAACUACCCCUACAUGGUCAGGAAGUGGACAAAGACUAUCUGAUGCACCGCAAGCUUCUCCAAGUCGCCCAUCUGGAUCAUCUCAACAAUCAGCUCCAGCUGCCGCUGGACCAAAUCCACUCAUCGAUGGAAUUAUCAUGGUCAAUCAGCGUCUCCAGGGCUUCGGGCUUAGCCCAUUCACGAUCCAAGGAUUCGUGAUCCAACCCGUUCAUCUUCUGGUAGCUGCGCUUGCUCUUUUCUUCAUGGGACCUUUUGGGCUUCUCGUCUCAGCUGCAAUUGUUUUCUUCACCCAAGGAAGCACAGCUACACAACCAUCUGCUGCAGGAAUGGAGAACCCGUUCCAUCAACCACCAAGUAGUUAUGGCGGACCGAGAGAUGAAAGAGCGAGAGGAGGAGAUAACUCGAAUACAAAGCCUUUCAUUGGAGCUGGUCAACGUCUUGGAGGACAAUAA
Caenorhabditis angaria is the source of this 857-nucleotide messenger RNA. The record is from the annotation of a GenBank genome assembly. Lineage: Eukaryota; Metazoa; Nematoda; Chromadorea; Rhabditida; Rhabditidae.